Messenger RNA from Gadus macrocephalus (Pacific cod), 3799 nucleotides. RefSeq names its product basic leucine zipper ATF-like transcription factor 2 (gene batf2). The transcript has 3 exons. Bases 937 to 2244 code for a protein of 435 amino acids. Gene Ontology annotation, biological process: regulation of transcription by RNA polymerase II. Gene Ontology annotation, cellular component: nucleus. Gene Ontology annotation, molecular function: DNA-binding transcription factor activity, RNA polymerase II-specific; RNA polymerase II cis-regulatory region sequence-specific DNA binding. NCBI's taxonomy places the organism in Eukaryota, Metazoa, Chordata, Actinopteri, Gadiformes, Gadidae. The record is from RefSeq and is a predicted model, not a curated record.
GCAUGUCCCGCCCUAGCCUGUACACGAUUGGUCCGUUUUGUAUUAACUAAAAACCGAUUGGGUAUUAGAGAAGUAACUCUCUCUUUGCAUUUUGAUUGGUUAUAGCAGCCGGGUGUGCCGUUUUGUGCGGUGCAUCAGUUAUUAUUAGCGAGGGCUUUUCCAAUAAUGAUAUCGAUCUGUGAAAGUGUACAGGGAUAAAUUAUUGGGCAAUAUUUAUUUGUGUUGAAAUCAUGCUGCCACCCAUUCCGGGCUAUGGUUGAACUACAGAUAAUUUCGAAUUAGACUAAAUUACAAUCUAUUCUGUUACGUUUUCAAAAACGCAAAUCGAGCUGAUAUCUGUAAAUUAAAUUAAAUUAAAGUAAUUGAAGUAAGAAAAUAUGAUUCAAAUGAAAUAUCAUAAUUAACUAUAAUUGACACACAAUCUUUAACUGUCGUCCUGUAAACGGUUUUAAUGAGAAUUAAAAACCACAUUUGUUGUCACGAUCAUUUAUGAUAAUUAUAGUAAUUUCCCCCAGCGGGAGAAAAAUUCCACGCCCCCACUAUUCCUUUACAUCUUAGCCAUGAAACAUGAAGGUUUAUAGGAAAGUGAAAGCGAAAGAAGUAUUUCAUCAUCACCGGGGGUGGGAGGAAUGGAGGACAUUGGUUGCGUAAAAAAGCCAUUCAUAUCUACAGGCGCGCAUUGUGUGGAUUGCCUCUUCGGCUGUAUGCAGCUGUUGUGUAUAAUCACCAACAGGAAGCAAAUGCGUCUUUGUCAGCAAGGAUGAGUGUACAGAAAAUGUUGUCAAAGUUGGUACUUUUUUCUAUUUUGGCUGAGGACUUUGAAAAAAAGAUUAUACAUUUUUUAAAUUUUAUUGUGCAUAGUUGUCUGGUGAUGUUCAGACCGCCUGUGUGGAUUCUCUACGGAGUCCAAGGUUUUUCUGUUGUAGUCCUGUAGACAUGCCUCCCUUAUUCAUGGAUGCCAAAUCUAGCAGCUCUGGCUUCACGUCAGGUGAAGAUUUGGACAGUUCAAACUCUGGCCUGCGUGAGGGGGACGACCCCGCCGUCCAACCCGCCCCCAGGAGACGUGGGGCUGGAGGGGGUCAGAGGAAGGGCAAGAACCGCGACGCGGCCCGGAAGAGCAGGAAGAAGCAAACGGCGAAGGCAGACGAGCUCCACAAGGAGCACCAGUAUCUGGAGCGGUCAAACACGACGCUGGAGAAGGAGAUCGCCGCCCUGCGGGCCGAGGUCAAGCGCUACACCGUGGUCCUGGAGCGCCACCAGCCCUCCUGCACGCUGCUGGCGGCCGGUCGCUCCGAGGCAUCCAGGCUCCCCUUGGCCUCCGCCUCCACCCCCGCCUCCACCCCCGCCUCCACCCCCACCCCCACCCCCCCCUCGAUAACCGCAGCGACCCUCCAGCGGGGGAGCUCCCGCCCGUCCGAGACCCCCUGUUCGCCCGCCGGCUCCGACCCGUCGGGUGCGUCCGACGCUCCCGACCGACCCCGAGUCUCUGAUGUGAUGCCGUGCUCACACUGGGGCCUGGCGUCCUCCCAGCCCGCCCGCCCCCCCCUCCCUUCCUUCGGUGCACCCAGCCACCGUCUGGCUACCUCGGGCCCGGGCGACCCUGCUGCUCCCUCCGCCUUCGCCCUCUCCACUCCGGUUCAGACCGCCUCGUCGCUUUCGGAUCCGGGCCAACUCGGCGACGGCGACUCCUCCUCCUCCUCCUCCUCCUCCUCCUCCUCCUCCUCCUCCUCCAUGAUCCACCUCUUGAGCAGCCACCCCCUUCCUCCUCCGGCUUCAUCCAGGGUGACGCCUGCCUCCUUCACACCUCUACGCCCUGCUCCUGGUCCCAACCUCCACUUCCGAUCCGAGCGAGAGUCAUCGGCGACGUCAGCCGUCGCCGAUGCUGUCCUGCCCCCCCUCUCCCAGGGCCAGGGCGGGCCGGCCCCGUUUUACCCCUAUCUUGGGCAUCCCAUCCACGGGUAUCCCGGGUCCAGCUCAGUCCAUGGGUAUCAAACGGAUCCCCCCGGCGCCCUCUUCCCCACGACGUCAUCCGGCCCCGGUCCGUACAGAGGCUUUGCGCCUGGGAAUUUGCUGCUUCCUCCGGACAUCCUGGACCGCCUUGACGUCCUCCUCCCCAGCGUCUCACUGGGCACCCACACCCCCGUACCCCCCUUCUCUGAACUCAUGCCGACGUUGUGGGAUCUGUCCGACGAUACCGCUCUUUCGCAACUCCUGCAGACCGAUGAUUGGAAUCAGGACUGCUGACUCGUUGCCGUUCAGAAGUUACUUGGAAAAGGGCAGCAGUACAAACGAAUGAGGAAAGAAGAACUAUAGAAUACCGAUGAAUUCAGUGUCAUUGGUUCUAAAAACAGCCAGCCAUCCACCACCACCGCCACGAAUUGUAGAGGUCUACCAGCACGUUACUGGGAGUCCAUCCCUGCAACCACAAGAGGAAGACACCCAGCUAGCAGAGCAAUGCAAGGGUUUGAGUAACAGAGUCUUUGCGAGCAAGUCUCAAAGCCAAAUUCUUGAUUAAUGAGCACUGGAUCCAGUCACUCCUUGGACACAUUUGGACCUGCGAUGAUGAGACAGGCAUCCACCACUCUCUCCACAAGAGUGGUGGAGCAAGUUGGAUCCCUUGCUUAGAAAUAACCGACAAUGAGAGGGGAGGAGGACAACAACACUGCUGCAGGAGAUUAAGGGCCACUUCUCCUUAUAUUGAACGGCAAAUCGCUCCAGGGUUUACCGGUGUUACAGGGCACCAUGUCAGACAAAGUUUCAGACAAAAGUUGGAUCACCUCAGAGAUGUCUUUGGACAGGGGAAUGCUGUUCAUAGCCAAAUGUGCGGCUGCAUGUGUUCGCCAUGGAAUUCCUUGCUCUCAUGUAAAACCACAAUGUUCAUGUUGUAUGCUUCCCUCCACACACAACUCGCAUCCUCCAGCCAGCUUCAAGAGCUCAAGGCUCUUGAACCCGGAGGGUGGGGGUCUCCACUAGAGAGGGGUGGAACGAGGCUGCUGCACCCCCCCCCCCCCCAGCCCAGCCCUGGGUCUAGAAGGCUGGCGGAGGGCAGCGAUAGCAUCGAAGAGACAUUCCUGGGUGAUUUUGUCGAGUGUUUGAACAAAGUUUUUAUUUGGUGGGGUGUUUUAUGAAGCAAGAUAACGAUGUAUUUCUGCCGAGUGAUAUCUAAUUUGGGAAACGUAUUAGUAGGAAAAUAAUUGGGAAGCAUGCUCUUAAUAAGCAUCUUUACAGAUAUGAAUAGUAUUAUGCAUUAUGUUUCAUGUUAAUUUAUUGUAAAAAAAAUAAUUAGAUCACGUUAUUCCACAUAUUUUACUGAGUAUUUUUAUGUUAUUUUAAGAAAUGUACUUUUUGAUAUCCUCCUUUAAGAGGGCAUUAUGUAAUAUUUACACUGCAAUCAAUCAAUAAUGUGAAUAUAAGGACUAGGUUUUAAUAUACAUACCAACGUUCACCUUUAUAAAUUAAAUAAGAAAUACAAAUAGUAUAGUGAAGAACACUAAUUCGGUCUCUGCUCCUUUAAGGACCCAGGACAUGGGUAGUUGACUAAACUAGGGAAAUUAGGUCAACUUAGUGCCCUGGCACAUACAAGGAGCAAGACCCAUAUACAGGCUAGCUAGUUACACUGACGUACCCCAUGGGGGCGACGAAGAGCUCCCUGUUGUCAAAUGUGUGUAUGUAUUUGUGGCUGUAUCUGACAUCUGUAGGUCAUGCUUUAACUCCUACAGCAGGGAGCACCAAAAGAGUGAAACUUUACCACCAAACUCAACUGUAUUACCACCUCAUGCAAUAAAAAUGGUCGAAUCUA